Molecule: messenger RNA, 336 nt
Organism: Knipowitschia caucasica
Lineage: Eukaryota; Metazoa; Chordata; Actinopteri; Gobiiformes; Gobiidae
Source: the annotation of a GenBank genome assembly
AUGCAGUGUCAGAUGCAGAGUGCCACCACCAGGCACAGUACAAGGUGCCAACCCAGACAUUUUAAAAUGGCCACAAUGAAAAACUGCACCCCGUGGCUGGAUUGUGAACAAAUAAGGAAUGAAGUGCUCAAGUUGAAGCUCAUUGGUCAAGGAGCAGUAAAGCAGGUGUUUUUGGCAGAAUGGAAAGCUCAGAAAAUAGCUUUGUCCCUUCUAAGCUCAUCUAAAUACUCUGAGGAUUUUCUCCAUGAUGCAAUAAAGAGUAAGUAUGCCCCCAUGCAGGAGUCUGCAAAAGCCAAAUGGCCCAUUAAGAAUCGUGUGGCAGUCAACUUCUGCUGA